AUGGCCACGAAGCAAAGCGAGCACAAUUUCAAGCAACUCGAGGCGAAUAUGGAGCGAAUUUUGGCACAACGCGCGAUUUGCUAUAAUUGCGGCCAUCUGUUGGCUUUCGCGCACAUUUUCAGCGGAAUCUCGCUGCUGAUGAUCGAUGUGGCUUCGAAUUAUCUCUCUCGAAACGCUGUGAUCAUUUCAUUCGCCUUCAUUUUUAUAAUUUGCGCAAUUCUGAGCUUCAUUACGGCCAGAAGACUUGACCGUUUGGCUCUGAAAAUUCUUCUAGUCUACUCGCUUAUUUCACUCACCGCUGCCGUCUAUUUAUUCGUCAAAAAUGGAUUAUUCCUGAACGAGAUAUGUAUGAAGCGUGAUGAAUGCACAAAAGCUCAACAGUGGGUUCAUUCCAAUAUAGUCAUCAUUUCUUUGAUUGAAGUCGCUGCUUCCAUUAUCAGCAUAAUUUUUUGCGGACGGUCUCUGAAGCAUGCAGCUGCUUCUCAGUCACUUCAUCACUACGAUCAUCUUCAUGAAGUCGAGGAAGCCAUCGAAAAGACUCCAGAAGCCGUCGAUGAAGUUGCUAACGAAUAA
Molecule: messenger RNA, 573 nt
Organism: Caenorhabditis bovis
Lineage: Eukaryota; Metazoa; Nematoda; Chromadorea; Rhabditida; Rhabditidae
Source: the annotation of a GenBank genome assembly